This is a messenger RNA of Rodentolepis nana, 855 nucleotides long. The record is from the annotation of a GenBank genome assembly. NCBI's taxonomy places the organism in Eukaryota, Metazoa, Platyhelminthes, Cestoda, Cyclophyllidea, Hymenolepididae.
AUGAUGUUGGGAAGAGAAAGCAAAGUUUGUCGUAAACGUCCUGGUGAUGUUCCCACAUCUUUUCAAUCACAAGUCAAGAAGCCUCGACUGGGUGUGACGAGGAACUGUAGUAGUAAUGAAAUUAGCGCCCAACAUGAGGCCCUCAAUGUUGCACUUCAAUCGAGUGUGAAAUUCUGCACUCCACAAAGAGAAAGCCAAGGCCGAUUCUCGUUGCUUUGCCGAGUAGUGAAUUACUUGAAGAAGCGUCAUCUUGAUGGCUUGUUCGCAGCUCCCUCAGUGGAAGAAAUUCUCGAUGAACUGUUCAUACGUGAUGAGACGAAGAGCAACUUUGUGCGGUUGGAGACUGAAGCUCUCCCAAAUAAUCCCAAAAUAGGCAUUGCUCCGGGUGGAAAAUUCUACUUCCAACCCAAGUAUGACAUCCACAUUAGAAUGGAAAUCUACGGACUGUUGAAGCACUGCGAAAUCAAUGGAUUGGGAGGUAUUGAAUACGAAGACAUUGCCGAAUGCGUGAAAGAUGCAGACAAAGUGGUGAAAAGUCUUGGAGACACUGUGUUGGCUUACACGAACCCAAGGACAAAGAAGAGAGUCAUUUACUUCAAUGAUGCACGAUUCGACCUCAGAGUUGGCACUGAUUUGGUGGAGAUGUGGAGGUCGGUUUGUGUGGAGGGUGUGAGCGAGAACCAAGUACAAGACUACCUGACCAAACAUGGCCUAACUAAGAUGUCAGGAGAUGAACCAAGUAGACCUCGGUGUGAGGAGGAGAAGAAGUGCAAGCUUCCCAACAGACGGCCCAGACGUCAGGUCGAUUUCAAAUCCAACUCCCACGUCAAGGAUAUUCUCCUUCACUUCCCCUGA